Tricharina praecox is the source of this 2500-nucleotide messenger RNA. RefSeq names its product HORMA domain-containing protein. Gene Ontology annotation, cellular component: nucleus. Bases 186 to 2384 code for a protein of 732 amino acids. The transcript is spliced from 5 exons. NCBI's taxonomy places the organism in Eukaryota, Fungi, Ascomycota, Pezizomycetes, Pezizales, Pyronemataceae. The record is from RefSeq and is a predicted model, not a curated record. Gene Ontology annotation, biological process: meiotic recombination checkpoint signaling; synaptonemal complex assembly.
AAAAAAACUACGAUCAUCACCUUCCUUCAUCUUCUAUCACUACUACGGUACUACCUGACUUUUCUCCCAUUGACCUCUCAUCUACUUUUCACUUCCACCCAUUCCGACCUCGUCUCCACCUUUCUCACUCAUCUCAUUUUACUCAUUCUUUAAACCCACUCUCCUUACACAUUCACACCGCCGUCAUGGCUCAAGCUCAACUUUUUCGCCCGAAAUUGACGGCUGCAAUUCAGCAGCAGCAGAGUAUUGUUCAAAAGCAGAGUCUCCAGCAAGAGCAGAGUCUUCAGAUUGUUCAAACCCUUCUUGGGGCGUCAAUUGGCUCUCUUGCCUUUAUCAGAGGCUUGUUUCCAGACGAAUGCUUCACGAAGAUGCGCUAUGAACCCGAGUAUGCUAAAAACUAUCGCGCAUUUUCUACUGGAGUGGCAGAAACGGGGCGCCGGGGACAGGGAGUCAAAAUCACUCGUCUCCAGAAGGGCGUCAACAAGUUCGCUGAUCGCCUACUGGAUUACAUCGAGACCGGUGUGUUUCAAGCGCUGAAGGACGGCCAUCUCAAGGCGCUGCAGCUAGGUAUAUACACCGACGAGAAUCAUCCGGAACAGGUCAUUGAGUCGUACACCUUCUCCUUCUCCUACCAUGAACAGGAAGGAGUUUCCCUUCACAUUAAAAACCAAAUCGGAAGAGAGGUUGUCGUCGCAGAUGCCCACAAGAAGGUGCAGCAACUCACGAGAAACCUACUCGCCAUCACGGAAGCACUCCACGCUUUGCCGGAUUCUCGUUGGUUGUCCAUCCGCUUGCAUUACCAGGACUAUACUCCUCCGGAAUAUGAUCCUCCUGGAUUUCACAGACUCAAUGUGGAUGUCUGCAGUUUCGGGAUGGCAGGUGAUGUUGUGCGCCAGCAGUGCGGGGUGAUGGACACCGGAAUCCAUGCGGUUUCGCUUCGAGUUGCGAGCUGUGAGAACCCUGAGCCGGUUGUAGGGCGGCCUGGACGCCGGAUGACUUCGCGGAUUUUCAAUGUUGACGACGAUAUUGAACCCUACCACGACUUCCAACCUUUGACAGAUGUCCUUGACCUUUUCCGUGUCCAAUCUUCUCAACAAUCCGUCAACGAUUCUCAGUCGAGCGCUCCGGAUCCCUUCCGGGUUAAGGCCACUCAGCAAUCUGCUGGCGAUUCUCUACCAGAUAUCCAGGACAAGGCGGACACCAUCGGUUUCAAGGCUGUCCCACAACCAGCUGAUGGUCAGGAUACUGAAAUGCCGGACGUUAGCCAGAGCCAGGAGAUCAUCCGGGAAACUCCCAUGGCUGAAGAGCCAACAGUUUCCGGAGAAACUCUCGAAAAGGAGUACAUCGAGCAUCUGUUGCAGUCGGAUCCGCGGCCAGCGGAUGCAACACCCACACAGGGGAUGUCCUCUCAAACCCAGGCGGUUCCUCCCAACCAGAUGCACCCUCCCAGCCACAUGCCCAUUUCCAGCCACAAGCAGUCAGUCAUUGGCGAACCAGGUGCUAGUGAAAAUUCCAACGAGCUUAUAAACACCACGAAAUUGCAAUUGUUGGUUCUGUCGGACGCUAAGUGCGAGGAAUUGAAGAAGAAGAAACGGAGAAAAAACAAAACCCCUAAAGCGAGACGAGCUCGGAGGAAGGAUAUAAUCUCUUGCCAAUGCGGAGAUACGGUAGCGGAUGAUGGAGGAAUGCUUUGUUGUGACAUCUGCAACGAAUGGCAGCAUGCUCAAUGCUACGGCUACAAUUCCGUAAAGGAUCCCCGCAUCCCUGACGCACAUUACUGCUACGAUUGCCUGCUCAACGGAACCACCGAGAAGCCCCUCCUGCAGAGUAUGAAGGACCUAGCCUUCUUCCGCCAUGGCCUCUCUUACAUCUGGCUGGCUGAACAGUUUCCAACCUCGAUUGAUGUCCUCGCGGCCGAGUUUCAGUGCACCCGCGAUGCAGCCAUUAUCUUUUUGAAACGUCUCGUUGAUGAAGGAUUUGCUGUCCUCACGGAGGCAUCGACCAGGAACAAGAGCAGCGGCCUCGACCUCCAGCAUUACCGCGUUACGAAGUCAAAGGAGACCGAAGCACGCAUGCAUGCGGAGUAUCGCAACCCCUUGAAGAACAUCGAACAUCACUACCGCAGUGGAAUUGAAGCCGAAGACGAUGUUGGCAAGGGAGAUACCCCCACCGGACAUGAAGUCAAGAGAUAUGAAACCAAGGGAGAUACGAGCAAUGAAGAGUCCGAGAAGAGGUAUGAAGCCAAAGGAAACGAGAUGGAUCAGGAUCAGGAUUUUGACCUCGACGACGUCCCCGCUUCCUUGGAUGCUCCUAUUGCCAGGAACGAAUCCCCAGUUUUCGGGAAUGUCUCCCAGCAGGAAAACCAAGUCUACGUAGGAGUUUGAUGGAGUGAACGCGAGUUAGAUCUACGGGGGUAGUGAUUCGACUGAAACAUUGUUUUUGUUGCCGGUUGCGGUGAGCUUACAUGAUCGUGUGUUGACGUUCUAGUACCUAAUCUUGC